Penicillium odoratum is the source of this 1098-nucleotide messenger RNA. RefSeq lists its product as uncharacterized. Bases 1 to 1098 code for a protein of 365 amino acids. Gene Ontology annotation, molecular function: heme binding; iron ion binding; oxidoreductase activity, acting on paired donors, with incorporation or reduction of molecular oxygen. The record is from RefSeq and is a predicted model, not a curated record. NCBI's taxonomy places the organism in Eukaryota, Fungi, Ascomycota, Eurotiomycetes, Eurotiales, Aspergillaceae. The transcript has 2 exons.
AUGGGCGUCAUGUAUGACUUCUCAAUGUUGGAUAUUCCUUCGGACAUCAAGAGUAUGUCAUUUCUCUUGGGCUACAUGGCGAUAACAGUGAUUCUAUUUCGGGUAUUCUAUAAUGUCUACCUGCACCCUUUAUCUGCGUUUCCAGGGCCGAAGAUCUUUGCAGCAUCUUCGAUUCCUUUGGCCUUAGCCCAAUUGCGUGGUAGGUGUCACAAAGAAAUCAAAGCAGCUCAUGAUAAAUACGGCAGUGUUGUGCGCAUUGCCCCAAACGAGUUAUCAUUCACAUCAGCAGGGGCAUGGAACGAUAUUUAUGCCCGUCGUGAAGGAAAGCCCGCCUUCAAAAAAGACAGGAUCUUUUUCAAUGACAUGCUUGUUGACUCUCAGACAUUGACAGUCAUGAACGAUUUUGAUCACGGCCGCAUUCGACGGGCCAUGGCACCCGGCUUCUCCCCACGAUCCAUGCUCCUUCACGAAUCAAUCAUAGAACGGAAUGUGGAACUUUUCAUUACACAAAUUGAAAAGAAAUGCAAGGAAAAAUCUGCAAUUGACCUGAGAAUGUGGUACAACUACACAACCUUUGACCUAAUUGGGGACCUGGCAUUUGGCGAAACGUUCGGAUGCCUGGAGAACUCGGAAUAUCACGAGUGGGUUGCAUUUGUACUUGAUUAUUUCUUCGCUGCGACAUUAUUGCAAGUCGUGCAUCGAUUCUAUCCUUUGAACAAAGUCUUGGCCUUGCUUCUACCCGCUUCUCUGCUGGAGAAGAUAGACAAGCACAACCAGAUGUCUGUGGAGAAAGUUCGUGGCCGUUUACGUAAAGGUACGGAUCGCCCUGACUUUGUUCACUACAUGAUGAAAGCCACAGAAAGCAAAUCAAUUACCGUGAAAGAGGUUGAGACACAGGCAAGCAUUUUUAUCCUCGCUGGUAGUGAGACCACGUCGGUGGCACUGGCAUUUGCGACAUGGUUCCUUCUGAGUAAGCCAGAGCUCUUGAAAAAACUGUGUGAUGAAGUGCGCGGCAACUUUGCCAACGAAGGAGAUAUUGAUUUGUUAUCUAUCAACCGACUGUUGUAUAGACUUCCGCAAAGCCCAACUUGGGCCUAA